AUCACGGCUCCGUCACACUGCUUUCUUUACGCUCAAUCUGUCGUCGCAGCUAAUGCCCGGCGCCUAGACGCGACCAAGAGGAAUCGGAGCUAGGAUCCAUCGUCCAUGGGGGAAGCUGGGUUUGUUGGCAGACGACCCUGCAGGCCGCUUCUCGUUGUCGCUGUCCUCGCCGUCGUCCUCCUCGGAAGCUGCUGCGCCGAGGCCGCGGCGGAUGACAAGAUCAGCAGCAGCCGCAAGGGCGCCACAGGCGGCAGCAGGAGGAGGAGGACCAGCAGGCGGCGGGCCGAGGCGGCGGGGCCGCUGAUGGUGCCCAUCACCGUCCUCAAGUCCGCCGUCGACGACGGAGCAGUGUGCAUGGAUGGAACGCCGCCUGCUUACCACUUGGAUCCUGGCUCCGGGGCAGGGAAUAACAGCUGGAUUGUAAACCUUGAGGGAGGCGGCUGGUGCAACAACGUGAGGGCCUGCCAGUUCCGCAGGACCAGCCGGCGCGGCUCGUCGGACCUCAUGGAGAAGGAGAUCCCCUUCGGCGGCAUCAUGAGCAGCAGCCCCGCCGACAAUCCUGAUUUCUACAACUGGAAUCGGGUGAAGCUACGCUACUGCGACGGCGCUUCCUUCGCCGGCGAAGGCUUCGACAAGGAGAACGGGUUUUACUUCCGGGGGCAGCGCAUCUGGGACGCCGUCAUCAGGCACCUCCUCUCCAUCGGGAUGGCCUCUGCAGACCAGGUGCUGCUCACCGGCUGCUCUGCCGGCGGCCUGGCGGUGAUACUCCACUGCGACGAGUUCCAAGCCUUCUUCCCGCACACCACCACCGUCAAGUGCCUCGCCGACGCCGGCCUCUUCCUCGACGCCGUGGACGUCUCCGGUGGCCGCAGCCUGAGAUCCUACUACUCCGACAUCGUGGCGAUGCAGGGCGUGGCUCCCAACCUGCCGCCGGCCUGCACCGCUCGGCUCGACAGCACCUCGUGCUUCUUCCCUCAGAACGUGAUCGACGGCAUAAAGACCCCAAUCUUCCUACUAAACGCAGCGUACGACGUCUGGCAGAUACAGGAGAGCCUGGCGCCCAACGGAGCUGACCCCAGCGGCGCCUGGCGAGCCUGCAAGUCCAACCGCUCCGCUUGCGACGCGUCCCAGAUGAAGUUCCUGCAAGAUUUCAGGGACCAGAUGGUCGCAUCCGUGAGAGGCUUCUCCGGUUCCGGAAGCAGCGGCCUGUUCAUCAACUCCUGCUUCGCGCACUGCCAGUCCGAGCUGCCGGCCACCUGGAGCAACGCAGCAGCCGGCUCCCCCGCCAUUCAGAACAAGGGGAUCGCAAGAUCAGUUGGGGAUUGGUACUUCGGCCGGGCUGAAGUGAAGGCGAUCGACUGCCCCUACCCCUGCGACGGAACAUGCCGCCACAUCAUAUGACAAGAUCUUGAUCCUGUUUGUGGUUUUUGUGUGUUGUACACAUCGUUUGCGUUCAACAGAGAGUAGAUCAUGACGAUUUGUGAGACAGAUAAGAAAGCAAAUGGGUGCAGCCAUUAAUUGAACAAUGAUACAAGGAGUCAAAA
Messenger RNA from Panicum hallii, 1544 nucleotides. RefSeq names its product pectin acetylesterase 3-like. Gene Ontology annotation, cellular component: plant-type cell wall. Bases 106 to 1401 code for a protein of 431 amino acids. The transcript is spliced from 10 exons. The record is from RefSeq and is a predicted model, not a curated record. NCBI's taxonomy places the organism in Eukaryota, Viridiplantae, Streptophyta, Magnoliopsida, Poales, Poaceae. Gene Ontology annotation, molecular function: pectin acetylesterase activity. Gene Ontology annotation, biological process: cell wall organization.